Dendrobium catenatum is the source of this 385-nucleotide messenger RNA. RefSeq names its product probable sodium/metabolite cotransporter BASS4, chloroplastic. Lineage: Eukaryota; Viridiplantae; Streptophyta; Magnoliopsida; Asparagales; Orchidaceae. Gene Ontology annotation, cellular component: chloroplast envelope. The coding region runs from base 86 to 370 and encodes 94 amino acids. The record is from RefSeq and is a predicted model, not a curated record. The transcript is spliced from 4 exons.
AUUAUCUGUAUUCCAUGUGCAGGUGCUUCGAGAUUUUGUAAAGAGUGUAGCAAUUUUUGCUGAUCAAAAUCGUCAAUAUUUGUCAAUGACAAGUGCUAUUCUUCUUAGUCUAGUUCCUUGGAUACAAGUGAGUCGAUCAAAAUCACUGCUCCUUACAGUUCGGCCUGAAGUUUUUGCUACUGCAAUGAUCAUGGGCGCACUCGUACAUAUCAUUCUUUUGGCACUCAACACCUUUGCUGUGCGGACUCUGUCAAUACUCUCUGGAGAUCAACAGUCGAUUCUUGCAAAAAGAGAGAAUGCACGGGCAGUCAUUAUUGUUGCCAGUCAGGUCUGUUUAAAGUUCUUUAUAGUUCCAAUGCUUCGAUUUUGAAAAUAAAAUCAUGAC